Diaporthe citri is the source of this 684-nucleotide messenger RNA. RefSeq lists its product as uncharacterized. Gene Ontology annotation, cellular component: cytoplasm. The transcript has 3 exons. Lineage: Eukaryota; Fungi; Ascomycota; Sordariomycetes; Diaporthales; Diaporthaceae. Gene Ontology annotation, molecular function: ubiquitin protein ligase binding. The record is from RefSeq and is a predicted model, not a curated record. Bases 1 to 684 code for a protein of 227 amino acids. Gene Ontology annotation, biological process: regulation of proteolysis; proteasome-mediated ubiquitin-dependent protein catabolic process.
AUGGCUGCUUCCUCUCCACCCUCGGCCGUCAGCCUGUGGGGUGACAAACGGUUCUCCGAUGCCACCAUUGUCAUGGGACAGAAGGUCUGGCAUGUUCACCGCUGGGUCAUCUGCCAGCAGUCGACGUACUUUGCGAAAGCGCUGGAGGGCGACUUCAUGGAGUCCAAAACCUCGACUAUCAACCUCACGGGCAGCCCCUUCCUUGAGGAACAGGUCGACGGGCUGCUGAAAUACCUCUACUUCAACGCGCUGGAAAACCGCCAGAAGAAGGACCCCAUCGCGACAUUCAUGGUCGCUGACUACUUCCAGGUGGCGUCGCUCCGCACCAAUGCUGCCGAUGAGCUCGGCACAAGCCUUCAAUCGCUCACCCAGAAGAAGUGGUUCGUCGGAUUCAAAGAGAUCUGCCACAUCGUGCUUGGCCAGCACGCAGGUACCCACCUGGAGCAGACCGUAGUCAAGAUCAUAGCCGACAACAUCCAGAUGGUCAUGCAUGAGAGCGGCGCGUGGGUUGAGAUGACUGACGCAUAUCCGGGCCUGGCUAAGAAGGUCCUCGAGGUCAUCUACCCCAAGCCCGUGCUGGCCGGCCCCGUCAAGCGUUCUGCGGGUGCUGCCUUUGACGAUACUCUACUGCGGGCACGUGCUAACAAGAUUCUUUCCUCUCGCAACCCCAAUUACCCGUACUAA